GUCUGCGGGAGAAGACGAGCAGCAGAACCGGAGGACGAUGAAGAGCGAGAGGUUCUGAUCCAACGCGCCGGAACCGAGUCAUCUUCUCACCUGCAGCUCAGCAUGGAGGAGCGGAGGCGCUGAGGAGAAGCCGGAGCUGCAGCCGCCGACGACAACAGGUCCUUCUGCUGAUCUUCUUCACCUCCUGAAUCUCGCUGACCAGUGAAGCGCUGGAGCCGCGACGGUCAAGCAUGGACGUGCCCAGGAUGGCCGAAGGCCUCUUUAGCAGCACGCUGUCCUCGUCAGGCGGAGGUCAUCAUGUGACCUCCUACCUGACGCUGGAGCAGAAGGCUGCUUUUGUCUUCGUGCUGCUGCUCUUCAUCUUCCUGGCACUGCUCAUCGUGCGCUGCUUCCGGAUCCUCCUGGACCCGUACCGCAGCAUGCCAUCGUCCAACUGGACGGACCACACCGAGAAGGACACCUUUGACUACCGCAUCGUCUAGCGUGGUCCAAUGGAGACGGCGGCGGCGGCGAAUUCUCCAGGAUGUUCACGGUCUCCGGACUGAUGACGGGUUCUGGUCUUAACAAGCACUUAAACAGCUUCUCCCUGCCAAACCACCAUCACGCCCGCUGACACCCACUGCCACCUCCUGGCUGGUCCUCCACAACCAGCCUCCACAUCACUAAAGGUCAUCCUUUCACCUCGUAGGUUUUAUUAACAACGUAGACAAUCAGUGUUUCAAAUGGUCCCAAAAAAAAAAAAAAAAAAAAAAAAAAAGUGAACAAAUGAGGGUUUUUCAUAAUUCUGUCUGGACCGCGACGAGUCACGUAAAAAUGUAAAAAUGGACGCCACUCUCUGGGAAUUCACUAGUAAGCUGGCGAAUCAGAAGAGGCCUAACACUGCCAUCAUGGUUAUUGAGCGAGCGCCAACCCGCUCCCACACCCGGACGCUGGCGCUUACAUCUGGUUCGCCCAGUUCCACCUCAGUCCAGACGGCACAUGUGGCAUGUGCGGCACGUUAAAUUGCUUGGGUGGAAUAAUUUUGAUCCUAAAACUUCGACCAAUGGUAGUGGAAAAAAAGAUGCAGCGCCUCCAUGUGGACAAACUAACCACUGCCGUGCACACAUGAGAUCGGAAAUCAGGGUCACAGGGUGCCACUGGCCGAGCUCAACAACAAUUUGAUUCAGACAGUACAUGUACAUGUAGCUUCAUUGCAACCAGCGAAAUCCACUGGGGGCGCUAGAGAGCUGGUUCCCAUGUUUACAGAGGUGACGCGGUCCAGACGACAAGGAUUCAGGACGAGAAUUUUGAUGCCUUAUGAUCGACUGUCUGUGUCGUUGCGUCAGUAAGAAAGAGGAAACGCGUGUUGCGGCGUGGCGAGCGUGUGGUCAGCUGACCGCCGCAUCCCCAGACGGUUCUGACGCUCGCGAGGUGGAACACCGUGGGAACGUUGUCCCUUUAAUGAGAGUUUUGGACGGAUGCUAGUUAAAUAUCUCUGAGAGCAAGUGUGUGUCUGAGUGUGUACAUGUGUGUACCGGAAGUGUUGUGAUGUCAGCGACCAAAAAAACAAAACAAAAAGAGGUUUGAACUCGUUUACUGUGACGUACCGUUCGUGUGCCUCGUCCAACUAAUCUAUGUGCGACUGUGAGGGAGGAAAUAAGGAUCCACGUCCCUUUACGAACUAAUGUCAACUGUGCGCCUUAUAGUGUCGACUGUUUACAGCACCCACUGGUGGAGACGGCGGGAAACGUCUCCACGCUCCGGCGACGUCAUUCAGCCCCUGGAGAGACCCGAGUCCUCGUGGCCUCCAGGUGUCGCGCGCUUCAUCUUCUCGGACAUUCUCCUGCCUGUAAAUCCGCAAGUGUGUCCGUGCAUGUCGGGCCGCUUCCUGUCUGUGGUCGAGUCUGUCAUUCCCACACCCAAGAUCCGGUCCUGGUUUUCCUAAUAAAAGGAUCCGAGUGCACCAA
Synchiropus splendidus (mandarinfish) is the source of this 1946-nucleotide messenger RNA. Its product is annotated as cortexin-3. The transcript has 2 exons. The record is from RefSeq and is a predicted model, not a curated record. NCBI's taxonomy places the organism in Eukaryota, Metazoa, Chordata, Actinopteri, Syngnathiformes, Callionymidae. The coding region runs from base 231 to 482 and encodes 83 amino acids.